Messenger RNA from Dreissena polymorpha, 2095 nucleotides. RefSeq names its product homeobox protein Hox-A2-like. Gene Ontology annotation, molecular function: RNA polymerase II cis-regulatory region sequence-specific DNA binding; DNA-binding transcription factor activity, RNA polymerase II-specific. The transcript is spliced from 3 exons. Lineage: Eukaryota; Metazoa; Mollusca; Bivalvia; Myida; Dreissenidae. Gene Ontology annotation, biological process: regulation of transcription by RNA polymerase II; cell differentiation. Gene Ontology annotation, cellular component: nucleus. The record is from RefSeq and is a predicted model, not a curated record. Bases 515 to 1837 code for a protein of 440 amino acids.
CAUUUUGAUCCCCGGCGCUCGAUUCGAGGCCAUGCAUGUGUGGCACUUCUAGUCAAUCGCUCGCUGACGACGCACGAUUCCAGCGCAAUCUUCUGUGAUUAUAUCGGAGAAAAGUUGCUACCGACGAUCUGGAUGUUGAAGUUUGAGAGAAUGGAUUGAUUAGUUAAUUAAUGCAAUAAUUGAAGACAUGUGUCUAAUUAGUGUCUAACGUUACAGACAUUUACAACGGAUAUAUUGGACUUUAAAUUUAUUAAUGUUAAAACAUCGUCGAUAUUACUGUUCUUGCAAUAUAAAAUCACAAGGAUCUACAAUUUAAAUGUUUUAUUAAGAAAAUUAUAAUGAUGACAAUAAGUAUGAUAAGAAGUUUAGUAUUUACUGAUUCUCUAGAAAACUAUGCAGCAUUAACCCGUAGAGGUAACUAAAAAAAAAAUAUACAUAAUUCUAAACUUCUGGACUUAGAUUUCUUUGUAAUUCGCAACUCAAUUACAAUUACUAAUUGACAACACAUUUGAGCAUGCAGUUCUUGGGUUUGAGCGCCCAGGCGUUCCAUGGUGAGACCGGUAUGGAGGGUCUGCUGCCGUACGCCCGCGGCUUCUUUUUUCAUCUUCCCGUCACGUCGGCGCCCUACAACACUUGGCACCCGCAUAUCUAUAACAAGCCGACGAAACAACCGACGCCGUUCCUGAUCUCUAACAUCCUCGACCUUCAAAGCCACCGCCAUGCCGACGACAUGGACAGCAAAAUGACGCCGGUCUCCCGAUCGAGACACCGCAAUUCCGGUACAGAUGGUUUCAUUCUCUCGAACGAUUUCCUAGGAACAAGCCGGUUGUUUGGUUCCGCUUCCAGUGGAAAUCGAUAUCCGGGCUUGGUGGUGCCGACAGCUCCCGUCGGCGAUCGUCUUGUCGACAGGGAGGAGGACAGCCUCCGCGGUCAGCGCAGUACCAGCUCGCCGUGCCCGUCGUACAUGCGAGACCACGUGGAGUCGCCGGAUGACGAAUCAGAGAAAAACGGUCGAAAUUCGGAGAAACACAAACUGUCGUCUGACUCCAACGAUGAAUUUAGCGACAACGGGCUCAUCAGCCAAAAGAAGAAAAAGGCGCGAACGACUUUCACCGGAAGACAAAUCUUCGAGCUUGAGAAACAGUUCGAGCAGAAGAAGUAUUUGUCGUCUGCAGAAAGAGCGGAAAUGGCGUCACUCCUAAACGUGACGGAAACCCAAGUGAAGAUUUGGUUCCAAAAUCGACGGACAAAGUGGAAGAAACACGAGAAUAUUACCGCGAGCGACCUCCCGGAAGUGCGACUGCAAGCCGAGCGUAACCCGGAUGUCGCCAAGGCCAUUCAGAACGCAGCAAAGCUGAAGAAAGCCAAAGAAAGACUCGAGCAAGCAGCCGCCAGUGGUGGCGCUUCCAAAAAAGAUUCUGGUCGUCAUAGCAACCACGGCAGCAAGGACGACAGCUGUAGCAGCCACGAGGUGGAGGCGGGAGAGCCCCUCGAUUUCACCAUCGGAAAGCUGAACAAUCCGUCGUACGAUCAAAGUGAAGUCAACGAAACUGACGAAGUUUUGGGUGAAACUCAUCAGGCGGACUACACCGAAGUGGAUGAUGAUGGUGAUGCAGAUUUGGUUUCGAGUGAGCGUGAUUAUGAACGCGAAACAUGUGAUGAUAUUAUGACAGAUGAAUGUACAGAAGAUGGCGUAAAAAGGUUUGACGAUGACUCCGUAGCGAGUUCUGAUAGCGGUGACGUGGAUAUUGAAACUGACGCUAGAGUAGACAAGGCAUUUGAUAGAGCCGCACGCGUGUUACGAUGUCCGGUAUAUAGGGUGGAAAAUUCUCAUUGAAACAACGCCAAUAAAGCGCUGUUGGCUUUAUCAUUACACAUCGUACAAUUAAUAUACUAGUAAUAAUUUCAAGUGUUGUUUAAUUGAAACAUACUGUAUUUGCGUUAAUACUGGUUUAAUGGCGAACUGUUCCAAACUCUUAUACAUUUAAACAUUUCACACGAGGGCAUAGACAAGAAACGCAAGAAAAUUCAGCUUGGAUAUUAUCCUUACAUGUGCAACUGUAAUUUUCAUAAUACAUGCGCUAACAUACCGGUA